This is a messenger RNA of Harpegnathos saltator (Jerdon's jumping ant), 543 nucleotides long. RefSeq lists its product as uncharacterized. The transcript has 3 exons. Lineage: Eukaryota; Metazoa; Arthropoda; Insecta; Hymenoptera; Formicidae. The record is from RefSeq and is a predicted model, not a curated record. The coding region runs from base 199 to 537 and encodes 112 amino acids.
UAUGUGUCAGGUCGAGAACUUUUCAGACUGCCUACGUAUAUUAAAUAUUUAAAACAUACAUUUCAAGUCACUAUAGGUACUCAUAUUUGGGGAUAAGACGAAACUUUAUUACUUAUAAGUCUGUAUGGUGAAUUUAAAGAAGAAUUUCAUAGUGGCAAAUGUACUGUAAAACACCAAUGGGAGAAAAUAGCAAAAAUUAUGCAAGACAAAGGUUAUGACAUUACAGGCUUAAAAUGUUCUACGAAAUUUCAAUCUCUGAAACGUGCAUACAAAAUAAUUGUAGACUACAAUAACAAAAAUGGUAAUAACCCUAAGAAAUGGGAAUAUUUUCAGAUUAUGCAAGAAUUAUUCGCGGAUAAGCCGUGGAUGCAACCAAUGGCAGUAGCUGGAUCUCAUAUUAAUACAAUUGAAGAAGAAAAAGGGGAUGACCUACCAGAAAAAAGUAUUAAAAAAAGAAGGUUAAAUACAGUUAUUCAGCAGUAUAUCCUUGCAGUAGACAAAUGUUUAUUACAAUUUAUUUAUCUUUCAGUUAGAUGACCAUUG